GAGAAAUUCGGCAGAUGUGUGAGUUAUUAGCCAUCAGCAUACGCAUUACACAAGCUGAUAAACAUAAGCAGGAAAUAACAGACUUUCCAGACUUAUCUCUUUCCUGACAGUACAGCAGUGUCUUCAUAACAAGGUGGAACUUUGGAAAUCAGUGUUUACAGAGCUGCAGUCAACCUCCAUGUGUUACAAGUCGACUCAUUUUCCUCCAGGAAGGUGCAGCAGAGCUGCCAGGGGGACCUGCAGCGAUUCCUGGCCCAGUGAGGAAACACAAAGCUGGGCAACAUCUGCUGAGGUGUCUUGUUAACUCCUGCACUUCAUCAUGGCUAUGGAGCAGCCUCUGAAGUCGUCUUGCCCCGCCCCCUUAAGCUCACAGGUACAUGCGGCAGCUGUGAAUGGAGACAGGAGCUCUUUACAGAGACUGAUCACAGCAGAACCAUGUUUGAGAGACAGUGAGGAUCAGUUUGGCCGGACUCCUCUGAUGUACUGCGUGCUUGCUGACCGCUUAGAUUGUGCGGAGACGUUACUGAAGGCCGGAGCAUCCGUCAACAAAGCUGAUCGCAGCAAGAGAACCGCACUGCAUCUCUCUGCACAGAAGGGCAAUGUUCGCUUUAUGAAGUUGCUCCUGUCUCGGCAUGCUAAUUGGCUGUUAAAGGAUUUAGAAGAAAUGACACCAUUGCACUUAGCAACACGUCACUCCAGCCACAAACCUCUCUCUCUUCUGCUCAAGCACAUGGCACCUGGGGAGGUGGAUACUCAGGACAGGAACAAGCAGACAGCGCUGCACUGGAGUGCGUUCUACAACCACCCUGAACACGUGAAGUUGCUGAUCAAACAUGACUCGAACAUCGGCAUACCUGACAGCGAGGGCAAGAUUCCCCUGCACUGGGCAGCUCACAACAAGCACCCCAACGCCACACACACUGUCCGAUGCAUUCUGGACGCAGCUCCCACAGAGUCUCUUUUAAACUGGCAGGAUUAUGAAGGCCGGACGCCGCUUCAUUUCGCAGUGGCUGAUGGGAAUGAAGCGGUGGUCGAAGUUCUGACUUCAUACGAAGGCUGCAGCGUUACAGCCUACGACAAUCUGUUCCGGACACCGCUUCACUGGGCUGCACUGCUCGGCCACGCAAGGAUCGUUCAUCUGCUGCUGGAGAGAAACAAGUCAGGCAUGAUUCCAUCAGACAGUCAGGGAGCGACACCGCUGCACUACGGAGCUCAAAGCAACUAUGCUGACACGGUGGCGGUGUUCCUAAGGCACCCCUCGGUACGUGAUGAGCCUGACCUGGAGGGCAGGACCGCCUUUAUGUGGGCUGCUGGAAAGGGCAGCGAUGAUGUCAUCAAAAUCAUGCUGGAGCUGAAACGAGAUCUGGACAUCAACAUGACUGACAAGUAUGGAGGAACAGCAAUGCAUGCAGCUGCGCUCUCGGGCCAUGUAUCCACUGUGCGGUUGUUGCUGGAAAAAGGAGCCAUGGUGGACCCUCUGGAUGUUAUGAAACACACUCCUUUGUUCCGUGCCUGCGAGAUGGGUCACCGUGAUGUCAUUCUCACCCUUAUCAAAGGUGGGGCACGUGUGGAUUUGGUGGACACAGACGGUCAUUCGGCGCUGCACUGGGCAGCGCUGGGAGGAAAUGCGGAGGUGUGCGAGGUGCUGAUGGAGAACGGGCUCGGGCCGAACCUGCAGGAUCAUGCAGGCAGGACACCGCUUCAGUGCGCUGCGUAUGCAGGUUAUAUAAACUGCAUGGCCCUGCUGAUCCAACAUGAUGCUGACCCUAACAUCCAGGAUAAAGAGGGAAGGACGGCGCUCCACUGGUCAUGUAAUAAUGGAUAUUUGGAUGCUGUGAAACUUCUUUUGGGAUGUGGAGCGUUUCCUAACCACAUGGAGCAUACAGAGGAGAGGUACACUCCUCUGGACUACGCCUUACUGGGAGAGCAUCAGGAGGUGACGCAGUUCCUUUUGGAGCACAGUGCUUUGUCCAUCGCUGCCAUCCAGGACAUCGCCGCAUCUUCCAUUCAGGCUUUGUACAAAGGAUAUAAAGUGCGGCGAGCCUUCAAAGAGCGCAAGAACCUGUUAAUGAGGCACGAGCAGCUCCGUAAAGAUGCAGCCAAGAAGAGGGAAGAGGAGCGCAGGCGUGAGGCUGAACAUCAGCUCUCUUUAGCCGAACCACAGCAUCGCCAGAUCUCUGUGGUCCAAGUUGCUACUGAAAGGCUGCCGUCUGCUGCUACUGAACCCGCCGUCGGCGAGAUUAAAGACAUGAAGCCUAAAGGUCACAAACAUAGAAAAUCAUCAAAGGCGCAUCAUAGUCAAUCACAUGACAGGACUGAGAAAAAGCCAAAAGGGCCAGAGCACAGGGCUGUGUCUGUAGACGCGUCUCAGCUGCGUAUGACCUCUCAGAGCCCCGGUAGAUCAGACACAAGGACAGAUGUAUGUGUGAGCGGUGUGUGUGCACCUGAGGAGUGUGUAGCCCGGCCAGAGCGUCAUUCUCCAGCAGGUUCCAGCAGGCCGGGCAGCGCCAGACAGACGCACCCGAAUGCGAAUGCGAGACCCAUGACUUCAGGUCGCACUCCAGAAUCCAACAUGGAAACCAACUCGAAACCAGAGUCCAAAACAAGCCAUCCAGCUGUGGUGCCCCCUCCUGCAGCUGUCAGUCAAUCCAGCAGCUUCAUCUCAGGUCCAAUUCAAGCACAUCAGGAGAAGAUUAGAGCGAGGGAGACACGGACUGAAGGAGAAAAGAACAAGCCAUCCAGGCCUAAACGAGAGAAGACAUGCAGGUCUGAGAAAGAGGAGGAGAAGUGCUCGAGGACCGAGAGAGAAGCAGAAAGACUUUCAGAAAGAGGAAGAGAGAGAGGUUUGUGCAAAGAGCUUGAGAAAGGAAAGCGAAUGGAAAAAGAGAAGGAGCACAGAAGAAAGAGUCUCCACAGGAGGAAUCAAGCGGCGAGAGUGAUACAGACAGCGUGGAGGAGGUUCCAUGUUCGGAGACGCCUAAAAGAACUGGUGUGUGGAAACAUGAAAAAGCCUGAGUCUGCAGAAGUCACUGCUCUUCUGAUUCAGUUUUUAUGGGAGCGACCCCUCCACGCCGACAACUCUCGUCAGAAAGCCAUUCCUAGAGCACACUCGCCUCCUGCUAAAGCUGCGACGAAGAAAAGCUCAGUGCUACAAACUAUUUAUGGAGGAGCCCAAGCCAAAAGAGGGCGCUCUCUGAGAGCCGUGUCCGCACUCGCUGCACACAGCCAGAGUCAACAUCUGCAUGACCUUACGCUUAAGCCCACCAAACAAAUGAGUGGCGUGGAGUGUGUUCACUUACUAGACUCUCUGAGUCAGUCCAAGCAGUACUCCUAUCACCUGCGUCCUCAGAGCGCCAGCAGCCAGAGCAGGAUCAAGGACUGAGAGGACCUCAGAGAGCACGUCUACUAAUUUUAUACCUGAACCAUAAACACUAAAGCGAGACAGUAAAACCAGUACAGUGUUACUUGCUUAUUUAUAAAUUUGUGCCUGGGAAGCUGAGGAUCCUAGACCACACCGGUGAGGUGCUGAAGGAUGUCAUGACAACCACACAGGGCAAAGUUUAAGCCCACAAACACAGCAUAUGCAUGAGAUGACCUUUUAUCCCGUCAUCAACUGGUUAUGCACCUGUCAUAUGGGUGACAUACACUUGACAUACCAGUGACUCUUGCAUUAUUAAUUCAUGCUAAGAAAAUAUGAGCAGUCUAGAUACUUGUACAAGCGUCUUCACUGCAUCCCUACAGUGUUUUUUUUUUUAGAAUGCGUCACAGUCUUAUCCCUCGCUUUUAAUUUUUUUAAAGGGCACCUAUUAUGCAAAGCGCACUUUUAAGUCAUUUUAGACAUUUAAAAGAGUUUCCAGUGUUUUGCACAUUGCUUGCUUUUUGUCCUUUUUCAGUUUGUGUUUAAGAAAGCCAAUUCGAUUUACCUUAUAUAAGAUGAUUCCCCUCCCCCCCCCCGGAAUGCUGCUGAUUGUUGGUUCCACCCAGCUCCGAGUGGGGCUUAGUCAGGAGCUCAAUUACAUCGACACUGAAACGGCGCGUUUGGAAAAGGAGUAAAAUAAUUGGAACUUAAGGUAAAGCUAUUUUAGUUGAAGCAUUAACGGACACACUCUGGGGGAGCUCCGAGACCGGUACAUACUGUAGGGGACCUUUAAGCAAACCAUGGUGUCGGAUUAAUGUUUUGUGAUCAAUAAUGUACAAUCUACUACAGAUGAUUCUUUAAGUAUAUGAACUUCAGCUCCUUUUUUUCAUAUGUUAAUCACUGCUGCUAAAGUAUUUUUCCAGUGUUUGGCUAAAAUAAUAAACUCCUUUUCUAGCUACAAUCUGCCAAGUUCACAACCCCUGAAUUAAAGAAACACUUAACAGCCAAGAAAAAACUGUUUAGCCUUAUCCAACGAAGAAACUUUUUGAUCCUGUUUCCAGGAGUGGUCUCAUCCAGGCUGACUCCGCCCCGUCCUCAAGGCAUAGGAGCUUUUUGGUCAUUGAGCACAACCCUCAAGCCUGUUUAAACCGUGAGUCUCUUUUGGUAAACGUCGCAGCCAGAUGAGGUCAAAGACCCAGAUGAAGACGCGUUUGGAACAACGUGUUAGAGAGUACUCAACAUAAUUAAAAUUCUUAAUAAGGGAAUAUCUUUUGGAAGUAUGGUGUUCAUUUUUGCAGUAUACUGUUCCACAAAUGUGUAGGAUCUAUACCCAGGUACCAUAUGGACAUAUGUAUUUUGCCUUUGUCCCUCUUCUACAUGCAUGUAUUAUAUAUCCUAUAAAAUUUCUAUUCUGUAAAAUGUUCUACAAGUGUAGAAAGUUCAGAAUGUAUACUCCAUCUAUUCAAAUGCGUUCUUAUUUGCAUCAUUUGCCAUUAUUUAUUCUACAGCUCGUCAUCAUCACUUUGUGUGAUCCGUACCACUUUGUUAAAGAAUCUUUUUAUAACUGUUGUCAGAUUGCGCAAAGAUGCCUCACAAUGCAUGUCGGGAAGUUUUGCAGCACAGCAACUGCCAGUGUUUUAACUUAAGGCUUCCACCACAAAGACCUCCGGGGCUUUAGGGUUAAGCUGAGAAAUGCGUUAAUUACAGGAGUAAAUGAAAGGCCUGCAAUGUCAGGCCACAGGCUGAAUUCCCCGCUAACAGAUGUGCCUGAUUCCCAGAGUUAUCAAUUUCCAAAUAGUUUCGAUGUUUCCGCUUGGUCGUAAAAAAAAAAUAAAAAAAUCAGUAAGUAAAUUAUUUUUUUUUUACCCAAUUGUAGUUUUUUACACACUUCUGAUUAUCAUUAAUGAAGAAAUCAUGAUAUGUCAGUUGUCGAGUGGUUGCUAAGCAGGCAUCAUUAGCACUCUCCUUAUGUACCUCUAUUGUAUCCAGUACGUGUAAACAUGUCUUUAUUGUUGUGCUAAUAAACUGACAGAAAUCAA
Molecule: messenger RNA, 5397 nt
Organism: Clarias gariepinus (North African catfish)
Lineage: Eukaryota; Metazoa; Chordata; Actinopteri; Siluriformes; Clariidae
Gene: invs
Product: inversin
Exons: 19
Coding region: 320-3382 (1020 amino acids)
Molecular function (GO): protein binding
Source: RefSeq, a predicted model, not a curated record